Molecule: messenger RNA, 972 nt
Organism: Coccomyxa subellipsoidea C-169
Lineage: Eukaryota; Viridiplantae; Chlorophyta; Trebouxiophyceae; Coccomyxaceae
Exons: 7
Coding region: 1-972 (323 amino acids)
Source: RefSeq, a predicted model, not a curated record
AUGUCGAUGGACACGAGGCGCAAUGCAGUGUGGCGGCAGAGGAGGCACGUCCUGCAGGAAAUAAUUCCCGACAGCUUCUGGACUGCGCUCAGCCGCUUUGACAACGGCACCUGGACAGCCUACACGCCUGGCUUCGCCUACGAAGCGGCGUGUCGGGAAGGAACGCAGCGCGCAGCGUUCGCGGAGGCGGAGCGGCGCAUCGCGCGCACUGUCCGGUCCAUGUACGAGGUCGGCCACCGGCUGCCGGUCGCCUGCUACAGCCUGGAAGCUGCGCAGCAGGAGGAGCAGCGCAAUCGCGAGGCGUACGAGGCGCUUGAGGACCGGUUGAGGGCGGCGGAUGCUGCGAGCGCGUCGGCGCAGGCGGCGGCUGGACCAAAGGUGGUAGAGCGCCAGUGGCUGCGCGUGCACGUGGAUCUCUCCCUGGCAGACUCCCUGACCGACGAUGAAAACCCCUUGGUCAGGCGCGCUGUGGAGCCAUUCGUGGUCACAUAUGACAACGGCGAGGAAGAGGAGGAAGACGACUUGGACUCGGAAGAAGAGCGUGGCGCUGAAAUGGCGGUGGACGAUGACACUCCCUGGGUUGAGCCUCCCCUUGUGGGCUCCGACGGCGAUCCCUUUUCUGCCGGGGAGCCCGGCACAUCCACGCGCGGCGCCGAGAUCGACAGCCUGCGGCCGUUCCGGGCGAUGUUGGAGUCGCGCGCGCAGCUGGUGGCGGCAGGGGUGCGCGACGCGCGCGCGGGAGGGAAUGGCCCCGACGGCGUCCUGCACGAGGCCGACCGCAUUCUCGCGCGCGCCGCCGAGGGUCUCUCUGGCAGCGCCCGCAGUCUCCCCAACCGGCCCAUUCCACGCCGCUACGAGCCCUACGGGAUCGAGCCUCUGAUGGCUGGCACACCCAGGGUGAGAUACUCGCCAAGGCUCAGGCCGGCAGAGCCGGCAGCUUCAUGGAAACAAGGGGAAGCUUCUUUCCGCUAG